This is a messenger RNA of Ostertagia ostertagi, 1107 nucleotides long. The record is from the annotation of a GenBank genome assembly. Lineage: Eukaryota; Metazoa; Nematoda; Chromadorea; Rhabditida; Trichostrongylidae.
AUGUUUGGCCGUUUGAACAACGGCUGGUCACACAUGGUCGUCUACGGUUUUGCCUAUCCAAUGCUUCUUCUCACACUUAUCGCCCCACUGUGUGCGGUGAUGUUAGGAAUGGGAAAGCGAGAGAAACGAGAAGGAGAUCGACGAUACCCGAAUCCCUUGUACCAAAUGAUAUGGCUGUUGGCGUUCUGUGGAUGGGUGAGCGUACUGGCGCCGCUACCGUUCACAGUGUGGUACUACAUUAUCGGUGAAGGAACCAGGUCUCUCAAUCAAUCUGUUGUCAUGUGUCACGUAUUCCGUACUACCAUGGAAGCAAUUCCGCACACGAUCGACACCAUGAUGACGCUUUUCAGUGUUUCUAACUCAAUACCAUCGGAACACAUUGAAGCUUCGGACGGUCGAGCGAUUCUCAAGAGCUAUCUGGUGAUCAUUUUCGUAUGUGUUGCCACUGGACUGCUGAGGUUCUUCGAGCAUGACACUACGGUCUACCAGUUUUGUAUGGACACCGAGCCAACGCCACAAUGGGCAGCACGUUGUAUGGUACGAGACGGAGCGUUGAUGAGCAUUUUGACAAGGUCUUUUUGGAAGGUUUUUCUGCCUCUAGCAGACUUUGUUGUACAGUUCCUGAUACCUGGCUGUUUGUUGGCACUUCUUCACGUUGGAUUCAUACGAGAACCUGAAAUAGACAUGGGAGCCAUGACUAGACACAAUCGAUUCGGUCGUACACCACGCGAUCAGACGCGGAUACUGAUCACAACGGUGACGAUCGCUUUUCUCGUCGUACAAGUGCCGACUGCCUUCAUAACGACUCUCAGUCUCACCAUAAAUCACUUCCAAAAUAACAAUGCUCUGAUGAUUCUUGCCUUGGUGACUGGUCACCUCCAACCUAUGCUUUCAAUUAUAACAAUUGCCGCCAACUCAGCUGCGCUUCUUACUGCAUACUAUGUUAUUGUUAAGGAUGACGAUAUUGACGUUGGAGAUUCUCGCACUUCGCUGUCGGAAACAGAAGGACCGCAUGAGAUGUUGCUACGACAGCAACAAAACGUCCGAAACACAAGGCAAGUGUGGACGAGUUUCCGAAGGUUCGACUCUUCGCGUCUCGAGCUGUGA